AUGGUAGGUUGUUUAGAUCUAUUCUUUUUCUUUCCAUAUCUUAUGCCACUAUCUUUAGGACCACAAAAAGCACUUUGUGUCCUCCCAUUAAACACGCUAAACAGAAUGCUAAUUCAUAAUGGCACUAGCGACUCUAUCCUGAACACUGUACGUGCCACUAUAUCUGCACCAGCACUGAACAUCGCAAAGUUACUCAAGACAUGGUGUUUAAAGAGUAGGCAAAGUAGGGUUAGUAUUGGGCUGUAUCUCUUGCUGGCCUUGCUGGUCUUUCUAACUAGCCACGCGGGAUCGCCUAAGAAUAUUCAGAUGACCUUGCCCGAUUCGAAACAAGUAGCCAACAUCAUGACAUUAAUUGGGUUUUCAUUUGAUAGUCCGAACCCGGCUGUGACGGUUUAUGCCUAUAUUCCUAACCAAGUAAAAGAGCCUGCAUUGGAUCCUAACUCAGCGUCAAAUAAUAUACCUAGCUAUGUGGUAACGUAUGCCGGUCUAAUGAUCAGUUUUGAAUUGCCUUCCUACUUCAAUUUAGAUAAGGCUGCGGCCGCCUUGAAUGAGCUAAGAAAGAUUGCCUCUAUUAAGGUUGAUCAUUUUUUGGUCAUACUAUUGCCUGCCAAGAUCAGCGGCCACGAGAUAUUUCCGCGAAUUUUAUCUCGGGUUGUUAAUAUGGUUGACUGUUCGCAGCUCGAAAUGUGCCUUACAGAUGACCAGGAAGAAAACCCGGCCAUCAAUCAGAUAGACUGGAUAAAGGCUUGUCUGCAAGAAGCACAAAACACAUCCAAGCAUGCUGUUUAUGGCCCAAUAUGUGAGCUGCAAUUUAGCCCAGAAACCAAGACGGAAGUCUUUCUUUUAAUCUACUAUGGCAUUGCUCUAUGGCGGCCAAUUUCAAGCCUUUAUUUGUCACAAGUCAGACCCCAAUCACUUGCACCUUUUAACCAGUUUCCAUUGAAAAAGGGAUACACCAUCGUUUCUAAACACUGUCCAGAGAAUGCAGUGUUUGAUUUUAGCUCUCUUCCCGGCACAACAGGCUGCGGAAGGAUAGCGCUUUGUGACCGCAAUGCCAUGGAGCUGACCAUAGUUGGUCUUGAAAACGCAGUUGAUAAAUAUUCCACAGUCUCUCUAGAAGUUCCGUGGAAGGCUCUCCUGUACAUGAGCGAGCACAAUGCGUCUCCAAUUCAAGUUUUCUCUCUUCGCGCCCGUCAUGUUUCCCAAAGCUAUAUCCAACAAAUGCACCAAACCCGGCACGGAUCAAAAUGGCUCAAACCUAAGAUCUUUGCUGAUAAAGUCACACUUGAAAUUGACAAAAAUGCACCAUGUAACUCUCGAAAAUACUACAAGGAAGUGUCCACUACGGAUGUCUUUAUCAAGCACGGCAUUAAGGCCAAGGAGAUUAUGGUCAAAUAUCAGGUCGGUCGAAUAGAUUUUGAUGCAACCAUGCAAUUCUUUGUGGACGUCUAUGCUUUAUUAGAUAGGCCUGACGUAGGUUUGAACAAGAAUAUUAUAUGUUGCGGUGACCAACUUAACGACCCAGACUGGACACUUGACGAAACUGUUAGCAUCCAACUUAAUCAACGCAAGUUAAGUUCUGAGAUCAAGAGAUACAAGAGAACUAACCACCUCGACUGUUUCUGCCAGAAUAUACACUAUGCAGUCAUUGAGAUUGCCGGCAACCGUACUCCAAACAAGAAACAAGUCGAGCGGUGCAUUUCUCUUCUAAGCAUCUUCCAAAGCAUCACCGCCCAAGAGCUCAAAAUCUCUAAUGUUCGCACCCAUAGCGAUACCACUACUUACUUUGAUAUAAUCACUCUAAGGUUAAAAGCGGCCCAACAAACCAAGUGGCCUCUCGCUCUUAACACCCUGGUGCUAGACAAUGUUGAUGAAAAGAUCAUUUACUGGAUGCUGGGGUGCUACACCUUUACUAGCUUAAUCACAAUAUACCUUCAAAACCAGCACUUCAAUAAUCUUGCCAUUGCCCAGAUUCUUUUCCUUCACCCGGGGCCUCAAGAGAUUGGCUCACUUGUCAUUAAUGAAUUCAGCGGGCUACACGAAGUAAAACAUUACGACCGGCGGGGGAAGGGUGAGAAGUUUUCACUCUUGAGGUGUAUCGAUAAUGCACAAAAACACAAACGAUCAAGCGAAGACCUUGGCCUGCACAAACUGGUUUUAUAUGCAAACAACGAAGACUAUAUCAUGUAUCCCGAUGCAAUGGCUGAACUUCAGCGCCAUGGCAUUAAGAUUAAACCCAUGCUGCCCAAAGAAUACCUCACCAAACAGCAUCCGACAGCAACUAUUCAGCUAUGA
Messenger RNA from Nematocida homosporus, 2295 nucleotides. RefSeq lists its product as uncharacterized. Bases 1 to 2295 code for a protein of 764 amino acids. The transcript has a single exon. NCBI's taxonomy places the organism in Eukaryota, Fungi, Microsporidia. The record is from RefSeq and is a predicted model, not a curated record.